GUGUGUGAAAAAAAAGGCCGAGGCGGAAGUGACGCACGCGGCAGCUCCGGAAGUGGGGUAGCCGGCUGCGAGAGGCCGAACGAUGGCAAAGGUCACCUUCAAGAUCACGCUCACUUCGGACCCGCGCCUGCCUUACAAAGUGUUAAGUGUGCCUGAAAACACGCCUUUCACUGCCGUCUUGAAAUUUGCUGCGGAAGAAUUCAAAGUCCCUGCAGCUACAAGUGCCAUUUUAACAAACGAUGGAAUAGGGAUAAACCCUGAUCAGACAGCUGGGAAUGUUUUCCUGAAACAUGGCUCAGAAUUGCGGAUUAUUCCCAGAGAUCGUGUGGGAAGAUACUGGCACGUGCAGGGGCCACAUACACUUAGAUAACAGAACCAGCGGGCAAAUACAUCAACUGGCAUGUCAUCCAAGAAUUUUGCAUACCUUGCAUUUCUGUAUAAAAUCAUUGUUACCACAGUGAACUCAUGAUAAGGAGCCAGAAUGUUAUUUUUGAACAAUGUCUAGAGGAGAAUCUCAUCACCACUACCAUGUCUGCCUUCUUCUUUUGAAGCCUGUAGGCUUGUUUGCUUUCGGGGUUCCCCAGUUCACUUGGCGCAGACAUUGCUAUCCAAUGGAUGGUGUUUCCUGUUUCUUUGAAAUGAAAUGGAAAGCAUUUUCUUGUGUUUACCAGCAGUGGGACAACAGCUACUUUUGCAGCCAAAGCAAAGCAGUUCAUUAACACAUUGACAAAAGAUUAAUUUGGUUUACACAAUGUAAUCAUGUAUUUGAGUAUUAUAAAAAAUAUCAUGGCACAUACCUCCAAUGUUUGCUAAAAGUUUGUGUAACUAUUAGGAAUCCUUUAUUACAUUCCAAG
Messenger RNA from Pseudonaja textilis, 854 nucleotides. RefSeq names its product ubiquitin fold modifier 1 (gene UFM1). NCBI's taxonomy places the organism in Eukaryota, Metazoa, Chordata, Lepidosauria, Squamata, Elapidae. Gene Ontology annotation, cellular component: nucleus; cytoplasm. The record is from RefSeq and is a predicted model, not a curated record. Gene Ontology annotation, biological process: protein K69-linked ufmylation.